Nezara viridula (southern green stink bug) is the source of this 839-nucleotide messenger RNA. NCBI's taxonomy places the organism in Eukaryota, Metazoa, Arthropoda, Insecta, Hemiptera, Pentatomidae. The record is from the annotation of a GenBank genome assembly.
AUGAAUAGAUCAGGAACGCAUGGCUUACACCGGCAUGACUUAGACCGGCGGGGCUUACACCGGAUCGAGGCGAAGCUCCUAAUUAAAAUCAACGCUUUAUCAGAAUUAACAGCGGGUCGUAGUACCAUGGUUCCAACGACCUCUCUCUUCAUGCUCGGACUCCGUCAAGGAGAACCCACAACAUUGGAAGAUCGGCUCGCGUUGAGAUGUAGCAGCAUCAGGGCUAUUCCAUAACUCAUCAGGAAAUACCUUGAAUGGACAUCUUCAGUUAUUUUCGCUGUUCCCGGAGAUCUGAUAUCGAGUUCUUUUUCUACCUUUGAUGCAAAAUGGUUCGGGGAUAUGUUGUUGUGUACGGGCUAUUAAGAUAUAUCAGAAUUUGACACCUUUUUAUUGUGUUAACCAUCAUCAAUUAUUGUUUAAUUUGAUUAUUUCAAUAAACUAUUAGCAUUAGGCAGUUGAUCUUUGGCAACCUUCCACUAAGAGCCAAUCCUUCCUCAAGCCCACACAGACUUCAUGACUGAUGCCUCGUGGCUUCCCUCAUCACAGCUGUUAGCUCUAAUAGAACUUCUGCUUAUAUGGCCACCGGUAUUUAUUUGAAUCCGUUAUUUAUCGGUUCCAUCUUCGUAAUACAUGUGUAAAGGCAAUAUUCAGGUUUUUUUUUUUUUUUUUUCUUAAACGUGAUUUAAAUAAUUUAUCACCAUUCUUUCUCUUUGGUUUUUAUCUUUUCUGUGAUUUGGGAAAUUUAUCUUAAGAUAAUCAUUUUAAACUAUACAAACCAUGUUGAGCUUAAGACAUUGAUGGAAAACAGUUGGUUCUUUCCAGGCUGUAAGUAAAGUCGC